Molecule: messenger RNA, 1317 nt
Organism: Mya arenaria
Lineage: Eukaryota; Metazoa; Mollusca; Bivalvia; Myida; Myidae
Product: tRNA 2-selenouridine synthase-like
Exons: 3
Coding region: 83-1249 (388 amino acids)
Biological process (GO): tRNA wobble uridine modification
Molecular function (GO): tRNA 2-selenouridine synthase activity
Source: RefSeq, a predicted model, not a curated record
CAGCUUUUGUCGUUACUUGCACGUGAGGGAUGUCAAACUGUCUUUUACCUUUUUAUUUAUAAUUUGGAUUUAUAGAUGAGUCAUGAAAUUUAAUGGAGUUAAACAAAACACUGUUCUCAAGACAUUCCUUAGAUGCUAUCAUGGGAGAUUACAGCCUUCAAAAUCCAGCAGACCUGAGGUGAUUGCCUCCCAUAAGGAUAAUCGUGUCACAGAGAUUGUGGAUGUUAGAACCCCAGAAGAGUAUGAGGAAGACCACAUACCUGGCUCUGUGAAUCUCCCAGUUCUAACAAGCCUGGAGAGGGAAGAGGUUGGACUUCUUUACAGUACAAACCGGUUCCAGGCUCGAAAACUGGGUGCCUCCUUUAUUUCCAAAAAUAUAUCGGAACACAUAAGAAGUUUCUUUUACUCAAAACCUGAUGAUUAUUCUCCCCUGGUUUACUGUUGGCGGGGAGGCCAGAGGUCCUACAGCCUUGCUCUGGUGUUGGCCCAGAUUGGCUUCGAUACAUUUACACUUGAAAAUGGUUAUAAACAGUACAGACAACAUGUGAGGGAUACUGUAAGGCAAAUACCUGAGGACUUCAGUUAUAAAGUCAUUUCAGGCCUGACAGGGAGCGGGAAGACACGACUCCUACACACGCUUGCCAAGCAGGGCCAGCAGAUUAUUGACCUAGAGGGCCUUGCCCAACACAAGGGCUCCAUCCUUGGGCUCUGGCAUGGCCACACCCAGCCCACACAGAAAUACUUUGAGUCACUUCUCUGUGCUGACCUUGAAAGAUUGUCAGCUGAUAGGUGCGUCUGGCUGGAGUCGGAGAGUGUGAGGAUUGGUAAUGUGUAUGUGCCAGAUGGCCUGUUCAAGAAAUUAAAAGAGGCACCUAGGUUCUGUGUGAAUCUCCCUCUGGAAGAGAGGGUGAAACAUAUCAUUCAUGAUUAUCCAAACUGGAUUGAAAAUAAGGAAGCAUUAAAAGCGACUAUUAGUAAGUUGGUAAAGGUUCGAGGACAUGAGUUCGUAAACAGCUUAUUGGAAGUGAUAGAAAAUGAAGACUGGGAGUUGUUUGUCCGGCGUAUUCUGGUAGAACACUACGAUCCAACUUACACCUUAUCUCAGAAGAAAAACAAUUCCUCACCUGGAACUGAUAAACAGAUGAACAUGUCCAAUGUGAACGAAGAAACAUUAGAUAGAGCUGCUGAACAGUUACAGGACCAUGACAAUGGUGUUGUCAAUUCAAGCAAUGUUUUAUCUCUAGCAUAAAUCUGUUUUUAAUUUUGUUGUUGAUGAUGACUAGAAUACAUUUAUAUAAUAACAUAUGUUGAUAGCAG